AUUACACUAUAUAGAAUGAUGUCUGUGCAUGGACCAUAUGUCCAUAUAAGAUAUAAUAUUUUAGUCAUAGACCUAUUAACCUAACCUGGUUAUUAGGUCUAUGAUUUUAGUCCAUGCAUUUUGAUUUUCGGAGAAUUCCAUGGGUUGAGCGGAAGUGCAACAUCUGGUUUUAAAUUAACAAGUUGUUUUAUUAAUUUAUUUAUCUGUGAUCAGAGUAUUGUUCCUUAUACACCUUAGUGUUUAUAUUAAUUAUUACUUAUAUGGUAAAGUUAUAUAGUAUGAUUGUAGCAAAUUAAAAUUAGGUUUAUUUUAAAAUAUUUGGCAGUUUAUUAGUUGUACUUUUUAUUAGUACCUAAAGUCAUGAAACACGAUGACAAGUUUAAUAGUCCGGCCGGAGGAGCAAAAAACCAACAGGUGGAGAAAAAAUUGAAUGCGUUUACUCCAACCAAGAAAAACAAUGAUGAAAUUAUGAUGAGUGAUCUAGACACUCAGUUCAGCAUUAUUGAGAAGUUAAGAAAUAGCCCUAAGGAUUCCAAACGAAUCAAAGGCAAUGGCAGAAGUUUUCCAUCCUCUUUUGAUGGAAGGAAGCAUUCACUCAAUAAAAGUGGUGAGAGCUCAAACAUCAAAGACACCAAUGCACGAACAGCAAAAACUGAAAGAGAUGACAAAGCAAACGCUAGGAAAAUAGCAGCUUUUGUUAGGAAAGUAUUACACAAUGAAUUACCCAAAGAGAAGGUGGAAUGGCCACUAUGUUUAUUGAUUGAAUCCAAACAAUCUAUCAAAAUUUCUCAACAAGAGUUUCGAAACAUGAUCAUAGACAAAUCUGCUGAAGUCAUGGCCACCAAAUCACGUUAUGCAAAACAAAUGGUUAAUAUAUCAGUUUGUAAAGAACAUCAACGCUCAUAUUAUGAAAAAUACAAACAAUUACUAAAUGAUAUAAAUACUAUGAAUACCGAACUGAAUCUUAUGAAUAGGAUGCCUAGCAAUGCGGUUAAACAUGUUAGAAAUGUUGGAACCAAUAUCAAUACGCCUGUAAACUAUUACCAUGCCAAAAAUUAUUGGAGAGUUCAGCACCGGUACUAAGCUAAGAAUUCAUUGACUGCUAAUUUGUAAGAAGUUCACUUUUAUAAAACUUUUUAUUAUUAAUUGUAUUGCUCUUUAACUAAGGUAUUUAAUUUUCCUAUAAAUCAGAAACAUAAUUCCUCAUUAUUUUUGUAACCAAGCCAUAAGUUAUAAAUAAAUAUUUUUGUACUUAGUUAA
Molecule: messenger RNA, 1260 nt
Organism: Myzus persicae (green peach aphid)
Lineage: Eukaryota; Metazoa; Arthropoda; Insecta; Hemiptera; Aphididae
Exons: 3
Coding region: 361-1083 (240 amino acids)
Source: RefSeq, a predicted model, not a curated record